AUGUGCUUGCAGACCAAGCUUUCUGUUAUCUGGGGGCCGUUGUUUCUUCUGCUCAGCCUUGUUUCUUCUACUGGGACAGAAAAGCCCUUGGCCCUGAGCAGCAGUGGCACUUGGAGUCCAGGUCAACUGACAGAAGUGCUAAGAGUCCUCUCUGCUGGUGAUCAUGCACUGCUGAACCACUCAAGAAGCCUCAUCAAAACAUUGUUGGAGAAAACUGGAUGCCCACGGAGGAUAAGCCGAACACAAGCAGACUGCAAUCUGUGCUUUGAACCAGAUGCUCUGUUACUAAUCGCUGGAGGAGAUUCUGAAGAACAGCUCAGAGAGGAAGUGGUCCAGAGAGUUUCUCUCCUCCUGCUCUAUUACAUUAUUCAUCAGGAACAGAUCUGUUCUUUAAAACUCAACAUGAGUAAUAAAGAGUAUAAAUUUUACCUACACAGUCUCCUCAAUCUCAGGCAGGAUGAAGACUCCUAUUUCCUUUCACAGAAUGAGACAGAAGAUAUUUUGGCUUUCACCAGGCAGUACUUUGACACUUCCAGAAGCCAGUGCAUGGGAACCAAAAUGUUGCAGGAAAAGUCUGGAAUAGUAAGCAGUGAUGGUGCUGAUGAAAAUACACUUCCUCAGCUGGCGGCAACAAUCAUUGCGUUGUCCCUCCAAGGUGUUUGUCUGGGACAAAGAAAGUUUCCUUCCCCAGACUAUUUUACAGACUAUAUUUUCAGUUCCUUGAAUAGUACAAAUACUCUCCACCUAUCAGAACUAGACCUCCUCCUCAACACUCUCUGGACCAAAAGUGCCUGCAUCAGAAAAAAUAAUGUCCAUCAAAUUCAAAGUAAACAAAACAACAAAACCAUCCACGACUGGGUUUACCCUAGUCGGUCUGUAUCCAUGGACCAUGAGUCAGAAGAUGGCUCAGUUUCCUGGGACCAGACUUGUUUCUCUGCUAGGCAGCUGAUGGAGAUAUUUCUACAGAACAGCUUUUCACCCAUUUCUAAGGAAGACUUUAUGCAAAUGAGUCCUGGAAUCAUCCAGCAACUGCUGAGUUGCUCUUGCCAGCUGCCCAAGGACCAACAGGCAAAGCUGCCGCCCACCACUCUAGAGAAAUAUGGCUACAGCACUGUGGCUGUGGUGCUGCUGACACUGGGCUCCAUGCUCGGGACUACACUGAUCCUUUUCCACAGCUGUGAAGAGAACUACAGGCUUAUUUUACAGCUCUUUGUGGGCCUGGCUGUUGGGACUCUUUCUGGGGAUGCUCUCCUCCAUCUUAUCCCCCAGGUUCUUGGUUUACAUAAGCAGGAGUCCUCGGAGUUUCACUAUCAUGAAAGCAAGGGUCAUAUUUGGAAACUUUUGGGAUUAAUUGGAGGCAUCCAUGUAUUUUUCUUGAUAGAAAAAUGUUUUAUUCUUCUUGUAUCUCCAAGUGCCAAGCAGCCACAUUCAUUGGUUAGUGGUCACGUGGGACAUUCCCGACAUCUUAUUCUCAACUCUGAGUUAAGUGACAAAUCAGGCAGAGGUAAAUCUCCUUCAACUAUCCAGUUGAAAGGCCCAGAAGAUUCACAGGCAGCUGAGCAUCCUAUAGGCAGUAUGACGGUGCCUGAAAGAAAAAGCAAAACCAUUAGCUUGUUAGCAAUAAUGGUACUGGUUGGAGACAGCCUACAUAAUUUCGCAGAUGGCUUAGUGAUAGGCACAGCUUUCUCAUCUUCGUCUGAGUCGGGAGUGACCACAACUCUUGCUAUUUUGUGUCAUGAAAUCCCACAUGAAAUGGGAGACUUUGCUGUGCUCUUAAGUUCUGGACUCCCUAUUAAGAUUGCCAUUCUGAUGAAUUUUAUAAGUGCUCUAACUGCCUUCAUUGGCCUGUACAUUGGCCUCUCAGUAUCAACUGAUCCAUGUGUGCAAAACUGGAUCUUAACAGUUACUGCUGGAAUGUUCUUAUAUUUAUCCUUGGUGGAAAUGCUUCCUGAAAUGACUCAUGUUCAAACACAGCGACCCUGGUUGAUGUUUCUCCUACAGAACUUUGGAUUGGUCGUAGGUUGGAUUUCUCUCUUACUCUUGGCUAUAUAUGAGCAAAAUAUUACAAUAUAAAUUGAG
This is a messenger RNA of Talpa occidentalis (Iberian mole), 2079 nucleotides long. It is a transcript of the gene SLC39A12, whose product is annotated as solute carrier family 39 member 12. The record is from RefSeq and is a predicted model, not a curated record. Gene Ontology annotation, biological process: intracellular zinc ion homeostasis; zinc ion import across plasma membrane. Gene Ontology annotation, cellular component: membrane. Lineage: Eukaryota; Metazoa; Chordata; Mammalia; Eulipotyphla; Talpidae. Gene Ontology annotation, molecular function: zinc ion transmembrane transporter activity. The transcript has 13 exons. Bases 1 to 2073 code for a protein of 690 amino acids.